Molecule: messenger RNA, 1299 nt
Organism: Amblyraja radiata (thorny skate)
Lineage: Eukaryota; Metazoa; Chordata; Chondrichthyes; Rajiformes; Rajidae
Product: neurotrophin-4
Exons: 2
Coding region: 436-1110 (224 amino acids)
Biological process (GO): cell surface receptor protein tyrosine kinase signaling pathway; modulation of chemical synaptic transmission; positive regulation of peptidyl-serine phosphorylation
Cellular component (GO): axon; dendrite; synaptic vesicle
Molecular function (GO): nerve growth factor receptor binding; growth factor activity
Source: RefSeq, a predicted model, not a curated record
CUCAGACCAUGAACAUUUACAGACUCGGUAACAAAGUGUUGGUUGGAAUAAUAGAUUAUGAAAUAACUAUUUAGUAGGAAGGGUUAAGGUGGAAGAGUUGCUGGUUGGGUUGAGUUUUUAGCCACUGUUGGACUUCGCUAGGUUUUUUUGAGGGGCUCUGGUGUGAAACUGAUCCCUAGGACUGAGUAUGAAGUUUAUGCUGGAAAUUUGAGCCGCGCUGUCAUUUUUUUUCCAUUUCGGGUCCCUGCCCCAAGUUCACUCUCCGGGAAAACCUCAAACUGAGCGCCGUGACUGUAAACAUGCCCUGAGUUGCCGCAGAGAGACGCGAGGAAGUGCUGCCCGCCACCGGCGCCGGGGCUGGAGUAAGCAGAGUCGUCAUUCCGUGCCCAUUGAUGCCGUUUGUCAGAGUUAUCAGGUCAGCCAGGACGUAGAGGGAUGAUCCCUUUGCACUACACCAUGAUGGCGUUGUAUCUCGGACAGGUCCGGGCGGCUCCGGUGCAGUUGAACGGCGCGGAACGGGGCGGGCCGGGUCUGGAGGAGGGCGAGGCGGACGGUGACGAGUUGGUGCUGGACGUGGCGGGCCUGGACUCGGACGCGGCGGUCAAGGAGUGGGACUUCUACUCGCCGCGGGUGGUGCUGGCGCCGCGGCCGCCCGGUGACCCGCCGCUGCUCUUCAUCAUGGAGGAGUCUCUGGGUCAGAGCGCCGUGGCCAACAGGACAGCGCGGGCGAGGAGACAGUCGGGGCCGGCGGGCGUGGACCCGUCCCGGAGAGGAGACCUGUCCGUAUGUGACAGCAGCAGCCAGUGGGUAACUGACCGGCGGGUGGCUGUGGACGUUCUGGGCAAAGUGGUCACCAUCCUGACUGACGUGCCCACCUCCACAGGCCCACUCAAACAGUACUUCUAUGAGACCAAAUGUAACGAGCGCUCGUCCACGGCACAAGGCGGCUGCCGGGGCGUAGACAAGCGCCACUGGAUCUCCGAGUGCAAGACCAAGCAGUCGUACGUGCGAGCUUUGACGGUGGACGCGUUGAAGCGCACGGGGUGGCGCUGGAUCCGCAUUGAUACGUCGUGUGUGUGUACUCUUAUAAACCGGACAGGCAGACAGUGAGCGGUCCCCACCCGCCUCUUAUCUAUGUUGCUGUAAAUAUAUAAAGUAUAUAAAUUAUUUCACCGAGUUUUAUGGAUUGCAUGUAAAAAUGCUGUUUAUACAUUGAACUGCUGUAUUUAUUCCUGAAUUUACACAUUGAUACUGUUUGUAUUAACUUAUUGUAUUUUGAAAUAUAUUAUUCUUCACCUA